Gaeumannomyces tritici R3-111a-1 is the source of this 3318-nucleotide messenger RNA. RefSeq lists its product as hypothetical. Gene Ontology annotation, biological process: regulation of transcription by RNA polymerase II. The record is from RefSeq and is a predicted model, not a curated record. The transcript is spliced from 3 exons. Gene Ontology annotation, cellular component: nucleus. Gene Ontology annotation, molecular function: DNA-binding transcription factor activity, RNA polymerase II-specific; RNA polymerase II cis-regulatory region sequence-specific DNA binding. Bases 662 to 2893 code for a protein of 743 amino acids. Lineage: Eukaryota; Fungi; Ascomycota; Sordariomycetes; Magnaporthales; Magnaporthaceae.
GAGAUCCCUCAGUCCCAAGUCACAGUUCGAAGCCCCAGCUCACCGUUGGAAUUGCAACCACAGCACUCAAUCUUGCUCACCUCACCAGCUCACCAGCAACCCGGGCUGCUGCCAACGCCAGCCUGGCCGCCCUCACCACCCGCCAUCGACAGCAGCCGUCAAUCGCGCCCAUCCAGGUCAAAUCACCGCGACGCCUCCCAUGCUGGCCCACCCAAGUCGGGGCACCAGACUCGGCCCGCGCCCCUGCGCCUAACACUCACCUUGCCGCAUCGCACCGCGCGCCCUGCAAGCCCGACGCCAAUCUGCACGUCGUUUGGGCCCCCUGCCCGUCCGCCUCGGCAUCGAUAACCUCUCUCGCCAGACCCCGAGUCCCGUCUCCUCAAUCGUCCGACCCGACCGCCCGAUAGUCCAACACCAACAAUCACCAUGAACCGGCCGUCGCUCCUGUCUGGCGCCGCCAGGCGCGCGGCCGCCGAAAUGUCGCCCUCGGCCCUCCUCAAGCGCUCCGAGCCCGCGGCCCUCUCCCCUGGCGCCAUCGCCGGCGUGGUCAUCGGCAGCAUCCUCGGCGCCAGCAUCAUUGCCCUAUGCGUCUGGCCCUUUAUCGCGCGCGCCAGGAGGAGGGCACGCGGCGAGGGGGGAUCCCUUCAACCCCGAGGCCGAGAUGGAGGCCGCCCAGGCGUCGGGCAACGCCUCGUCGUCGUCCCCCGGCCCCACCGCCGCCGGCAGCAAGCGCCUGUCCGUCGACGACUUCGGCCCCGCCGCCACGCGCCAGACCAGCAGGCAGCAUCAGCCGUCGCUCAGCAAGGAGUUCGGCACCCCGGGGAGCGAUUUUAGCCCUCCCGGCGCCCGGGUACCCGGCGGGUACGGCUUCCAGAACCAAAUGAUGGCGCCCGCCGCCGCCGCCGCCGCCGCCGCCGGGCCCAACGGCCAGUUCCACCAGGGUGCCUUUGUGCAGCAGCCGGGACUGAUGCACCAGUCCACCAUGGGCACCGUCGGCACCAUGGACACGAUGGGCACCGGCGUCACGGUCGUGCCGGGCACCACCCCUCCCGAUACGCCGCUGCAGGGCAGCGCCCACCACCGCCGCCAGUCGUCCUCCAAGUCCUCCAUCGUCAAGGCCUUCCAGUCGGCGACGUCCGUGUUCCGUAGGACCAGCACGAGAUCGAUGCCGGGCCACCACUCCCCCCAGCCGCCCCAGCCGCCCCAGGAUGCCACCUUCAUGCCGCCCCAACAAAUGCCCUACUACAUCUCCCCCAUCGACAACAUGCCUCCGGCCACGGGUGCUGCCGCUUCGUACUACUCGGGCGCCCCCAUGUCGCCGGCGACGUCUGCGUGGUCGACGCCGCCGCCUAUGAACAACAACAUGUACAUCCCGAGCGCGCCCCACCCCGGAGGCCAACCGCACGCCUCGGUGGAAUAUCAUGCACCGGGCAUAGGGCCGCAGGAUAUGGGGCAACAGUUUCAGCAAUUUGCCAUGUUCCCUCAACAGCAGCAACUGGUACCGCCGUCUCAGGGAAUCUCGCCUAUGAGCCCAGCAUCUCAGACAACAUCACCCCUGAUUAAGGACGAGAUGAUGUCGGAGGACGAGGAUGGGACGGCCCCGUUUGCAUCUGCGCAGGCCGCUAUGCCCGGCCGGAGCUUAGGGGCGUCGCCUUCCUCUGGGCACUCGAGGACGCCGUCUCAGGGCCUGACCUUCCCCCGGUCUGAGAAAGCCCGCGUGGGCAUGAGCCCUUCGAGCGCCGGGCCCGGAACGGUCAACCCGCUCGACAUAAUGGCGCCCACCAAUGACUCGGAGCGGUACUGGCAAGUGCAGAACGAGCUGGUCAAGCCGGAACAGACGUCGCCGCCGCCGCCGCCGCAGUCUUAUGAAAACUUCGCAGGCCAACAAGAGCAGCCGCCGCAGCAGCAACAACAACGGCAGCAGCAACUGCCACCGGUCGUUCUUGAAUCCGCUGACGGAUUCACACUCGCUCCGAAUGCGCAGGGCGGAAAUGCUGCCGAUGAGAUAGACACCGCUUUGUUCGAUAGCUUCUGCGACCUGGACGCCAACGCCAAGGAGGAGUGGACGUUGGCCGCGUACCAGGAUGAACAGCAGAAGCAGAAGAGACGGGAACAGCUUGCGCAACAACAGCAAUUACAGCAGGAACUUGCACAACAACAGCUGCUCCAGCAACAGCUGUUGCAAGCUCAGCAGUUGCAACAAUUCCAGCAACAAGCCCAACAGCUCCUACAAACCCAGGGGCAAGCACAGCAGCCGGCUUAUUAUGGCCAUGGGCAGAUGCAGUUUGGAUUUCAACAAGGAAACUCGCAACUGGGCAACCUGCCACCGGGAUACCCGCCCCAGACGCCCAUGUUCAUCAAAGCCGACCCUGAUCCCAACUACGUCGCGCAAUCAUUCACGCCUUUCAACAUUUCCGACAACUCUACGCCACACCAACCCGCCUCUUACUCUUCGGGGCCUUCAAAUAUGAACACGCCGAAUACGCAGCUUACGGAGCCGGCUUCGAGCUAUGCUCCUAGCACACCGUCUAACGGCGGCCUCAGCCCACCCCAGGGUUCAGAUGCGUCACCGCAAAAGACAUACCCGUGUCCCAAGUGCGACAAGGUCUUCACCCAGCAGCAUAAGCUGAAUCACCAUGAUCGGUAUCACACAAGGAAAUACGUGUGCACCUACGAAGGCUGCGACGGCAGCUUCGGCACCACGACCCACCUGAGGCGCCACAUCAACGACAGGCACAAGAAGGAGCGCAAGUUCCACUGCACCGUCGAGGGCUGCCAAUGGUCCAGGAGCGGCGGGCUCUCGUUCCCACGCAAGGACAACUGGAAACGACACAUGGUCAAGAAGCACCCUGGCCAGCCGCACGACGAACCGAUCGAGGCUUCCGUCCCAUGACAGGACCAGUGAGCUGCCAGCCAUUCCCGGCCACUAUGAUCAGCCACGAUCACGGAUGAGCAUAUAUACAAGGCACGCAGUACAUUCUGUUACUUGUGUCUGAUAACGAAGAAAAAAAACAUCAGUGUAAAAGAGCGACUUGGAGUAUCGGUUAGGGGAUAAUUUUCUUGGUAUUUGGAUUGGUUGUUUUCCUUGCCUAUUUGGAGAUAUUCUCUGCAACGGGCGAUCAGAUACAUGUGCACGCAUGGCAUUGGUGUUGUACCAUCUUAUUCAUUAUGUAUAUUUGUAUUUAUUGCGGUUUAGCGGCUGGCGGCGGGCAGCUCACGAGGUGAAACCGCCAUUCAUUAAUGCCGGGUUAUAAUCCAUCCAAGUAGACAAGCCAAUACCAAAUUCAGCGUUUGCCUCAUGGCGGGGGCCAAGUCGGU